Arabidopsis lyrata subsp. lyrata is the source of this 2613-nucleotide messenger RNA. Its product is annotated as probable inactive DNA (cytosine-5)-methyltransferase DRM3. Lineage: Eukaryota; Viridiplantae; Streptophyta; Magnoliopsida; Brassicales; Brassicaceae. Gene Ontology annotation, cellular component: nucleus. The transcript has 10 exons. The record is from RefSeq and is a predicted model, not a curated record. The coding region runs from base 171 to 2312 and encodes 713 amino acids.
UCUUCCUCUCUCUCUAUCUCUCGCUCUCUGUGGGUCUCUUUGUCGCAAUCUCAGGAAUUACUUUUUCACUUGUGGUUUAAUCUCUUAGUUCGAGGCUUUCAUGUGAAAUUUUCUUGCUUUGGAGUUUGUGGACUUUGCUCGUGAGAUUUUGUGUGUGAUUUUUAAUUCAAAUGGGUGAUUUGCGUAGACGAAAUGGAAAUGGAGGUUCCUCUAAUCAUGAAAGGAAUGAGCAGAUACUGUUUCCAAAACCAGAGACUUUGGACUAUGAAUUGCCCUGCGACACCUCUUACCCUCACCAGAUUGGUGACAAUGCUGCUAGUUCUUCUGGAAGCAAUGUUAAGUCAUUGCUGAUUGAGAUGGGAUUUUGCCCAACUCUUGUUCAGAAAGCAAUUGAUGAAAAUGGUGAAGAUGAUAUUGAAUUUCUAUUAGAGAUUCUCACUAAGAGUACUGUAACAGAACAACCUGGAACCAGCUUUCAUGGGCUAAUGGAACCCAAACCGGAACCUGAUAUUGAAUACGAAACUGAUGGUAGAAGGAUUGCGUUACUAACAAUGCAGUUUCCAGAAAAUCUAGUUGACUUUGCACUGGAUAGGCUUGGUAAAGACGCGCCAAUUGAUGAGAUGGUGGACUUCAUUGUUGCUGCUCAAUUAGCUGAAAAGUAUGCAGAAGAAUCUGAAGACUCACUUGAUGGUGCUGAGAUCAAUGAAGAAGAUGAAGAUGUCACUCCAGUUACUGCUCGGGGACCUGAGGUUCCCAACGAACAGUUGUUUGAAACAAUGGACAAGACUUUGCAUUUACUGGAAAUGGGAUUCUCCAAUGAUGAAAUUUCAAUGGCAAUUGAGAAGAUAGGUACAGAAGGUCAGAUUUCUGUCCUUGCUGAGUCAAUUGUUACUGGUGAAUUUCCUGCUGUAUGCCAUGAUGACCUUGAAGAUAUAGAAAAGAAAGUUUCAGCGGCGGCUCCUGCAGCGAAUCGUGCAUGUCUUUCAAAGAGUUGGAGAUUUGUUGGUGUUGGUGCCCAGAAAGAGGAUGGUUGUGGGGGUUCGUCGAGUGGCACUGCUAAUAUAAAACCAGAUCCUGGUAUUGACUCUUUUCCUUUCCCUGCCACUGCCAAUGUGGGAGAGACCUCGAAGGGUAAGCGACCAAAAGAUGAGGAUGAGAAUGCCUAUCCAGAGGAAUACACUGACCACGAUGACAGAGGAAAACGGUUAAGACCCGAAUAUAUGGGUGACUCAAGUUCGUUUAUGGAAACCCCAUGGAUGCAAGAUGAGUGGAAAGAUAACACAUAUGAAUUUCCCAGUGUAAUGCAGCCACGUUUGUCCCAGAGUCUUGGCCCAAAUGUAGCCAAACGACCUUAUUUCUUCUAUGGACAGUUAGGUGAACUAUCUCCUAGCUGGUGGUCGAAGAUCUCGGGUUUCUUGUUCGGAAUUCACCCCGAGCAUGUAGAUACUCGGUUGUGUUCAGCGCUCCAUAGGACAGAAGGGUACCUGCACAAUCUUCCCACUGUUAACAGGUUCAAUAUCCUCCCAAAGCCUCGGUUAACUAUACAAGACGCAAUGCCACAAAUGAAGAGUUGGUGGCCGCAAUGGGAUAUCAGAAAACAUUUCAAUAGCGGCACGUGUUCUAAUAGGAAAGAUGUGACUCUUCUCUGUGAACGAAUUGGACGCCGUAUAGCUGAAUGCAGGGGAAAGCCUACUCAACAAGACCAGACUCUAAUACUUCGACAUUGUCACACAUCCAAUCUCAUUUGGAUUGCUCCAAACAUCCUCUCACCUGUGGAGCCUGAACAUUUAGAGUGCAUUAUGGGAUAUCCAACGAACCACACAAACAUCGGUGGUGGAAGAUUGGCUGAAAGAUUGAAGUUGUUUGAUUACUGCUUCCAAACAGACACAUUGGGUUACCAUUUCUCUGUACUCAAGUCUAUGUUUCCCGAAGGUUUAACAGUUUUAUCACUCUUUAGCGGGAUUGGUGGUGCGGAAAUUGCAUUGGACCGCCUUGGAAUCCAUCUAAAAGGCGUAGUCUCUGUAGAGUCCUGUGGAUUGAGCCGUAACAUACUGAAAAGAUGGUGGCAGACUUCUGGACAAACCGGUGAGCUAGUGCAAAUUGAAGAAAUCAAAAGCUUAACGACAAAGAAGCUGGAAACUUUGGUGCAGAGAUUUGGGGGAUUUGACUUUGUCAUUUGUCAGAACCCAUCAACACCACUUGAUCUCUCUAAAGAAAUCUCAAAUAGCGAAGCCUGUGAAUUUGAUUAUACGUUGUUUAACGAGUUUGCUCGUGUCACGAAACGUGUCAGAGAUAUGAUGGAGUUAAGUUGACCAAGAGCCUCCUUUACGUCCUCAAGAACCUAGAGACUUGUCUAAUCUCAGGAGUCUUUGCUGAAGGUAAUUCAGUCAAUCGUGGAGACUUUCAACAGGAACUGUUUUUUUUUUGCAAUUGAUGCUUUAAUGCAUCAGUCUGUGUAACAUAAUCCGCAUAGAAACGUGGGAUAUCUUCUUUUUACUUUUUUGCUAUGCUACUUCUCGGAGAGAUAAGCAGUGAAUCAUGUGGUCAAUGUUGUUGUAUCUUGUUCACGUUUAUGUAUAAUAUUAGCACUUUUUCUGAAUUCUUUCUUUUUUA